This is a messenger RNA of Pomacea canaliculata, 4870 nucleotides long. RefSeq names its product cytochrome P450 3A19-like. Gene Ontology annotation, molecular function: oxidoreductase activity, acting on paired donors, with incorporation or reduction of molecular oxygen; heme binding; monooxygenase activity. The transcript has 20 exons. NCBI's taxonomy places the organism in Eukaryota, Metazoa, Mollusca, Gastropoda, Architaenioglossa, Ampullariidae. The record is from RefSeq and is a predicted model, not a curated record. Bases 1202 to 2428 code for a protein of 408 amino acids.
GUCAUUCAGAAAGUUUGACGUUGCCUCGGCAAAAGCAUUUGAAACCCAGCCAUCGUCAAAUGGCGUUCUCUGUCGUAGUCAGGGUCUUGUGUCUGCAGGCGCUGGUCACCGCUGCUAAAAUUUCUUCGGACACAAAUAAUGAAAAAUCUUUAACAGAAGAGGAAAACCCACAACCAGACUGCGACCCUGUGUGGAUCAACCAGGGUGGAGCAGCAGUCUUUCUUUGUGUGAAAAAGGUUGUAUAUUAUACUCCAGAUGGGCAGGAACGGACCAAGCUUUUAGACGUAUCACAGAAUUUCCAGGAAUUAGACGGGGUGCCACUUAAUUUCGUGGAAUUAGACAAGGUACCACCGGAUUUCCAGGCAUUAAAAAAGGUACCACAGGAUUUCCAGGAAUUAAACAAGGCUGUUGGAGACAGUGAGGGGGUGACCGAGGUGCCGGGGGACGCAUCCAUCCACAAAGAGCCUGAGAGGUCCCUUUGUGAUCGACACCCUGCUCCGCGCCCAACCUUUCACGGUUUUCAACCUGGGGCUGCUGGUCACCGCCCUGUGUGUCAUGGUGGCGGUGCUACAGUACACAAUGGCACGCUACAAGACCAGCACGUGGCAUAGGCUGGGGUACCCAGGACCCACCUGCUCAUCCAUUCUGGGUAACUACUGGGAGGUCAUGAUGGAGGGAAGCCUGAGGCGCUGCGUUGAAGCGAUGGCACGUGCUGUACGGAGAUAUUUUCGGAAUUCACUUAGGCUUGUCACCUGUUCUUGUGAUUUCUGAUACAAGUUUGAUAGCAGGAGUUCUGGAGAACGAGUCCGGAUGCUUUACAAACAGAUCCGACCUCACCGCAGCGCUGAACUGUCCAUCCCUGAAGUUCUCUUUGUAUAACAUCAAGGACUUCCAGGUGGCUGACCAUGCGAUACAAUUUAUCUUUUCUCUUCAACGAAGAGAAUUUAGACUAUAUGCUGCGGCAUCUGAACCCUUGCGCCGGUCGCCUAGCGAACUACCUGAACAAAGAGUUGCAGAGGACAGACACCGUCAGCCUUAAAGAGUUUGUGACGUCAUACGAGUAUGACGUCAUAGCGUCCAUGUUGUUCGGCCUGAAGUUAGACCAUCACUUUGACAGCAGCAGUGACCCGUUCUUCCGAUGUAUGACCUCAGCUUUCAAAACGGUCCCCGCGGAAUAUGAAGGGUUUCAGUUCCUUCCGACAUGAAGAUGCUCUUUGGCUACGUGCAGUGCGCAGUCCACAAUCGAAGUGAACAUAGAAACGUCCGGGAGGCGGGGGAUUACCUGGAUUUGCUAUUACGUCGAGGAGCUUCAUUAUCUCCUGUCACCCUUCCGCCCUACGAACUGAGCUGGCCUGAGGUGUACGGCAACCUGCUCCUGUGGAUCCUGCACAGCCACCAGACGAUGAUCAGCACCCUACAGUUCGUCAUUUACAUGCUGGCGCAUAACCCCGAGUACCAGACCAUGGCCUUCGAUGAGAUGAAGUUCACACUAGGCAAAGAUAACCUGACCUAUAAUGACCUCCAAGAACUUGCUGUGCUGGACAGCGUCAUCCUGGAGACCCUCCGCUUGUUCUCACCUGUGCAGGAAAUAUGGCGAAGGUCCAGUUCCGAAACAAGGAUUUUUGGCAUAGCUUUUCCCAAGGACGUUGACAUUCUCAUCCCUGUUGACCUGGUUCACAGCAGCGACAGCAACUUUUCGCACCCUGAUGACUUCAAGCCAGAAAGAUGGGGCUUGGGCACCUUCGGUCAACUGCCGCACCCAGCCUUCCUGCCCUUUGGCUACGGCCCACGUGCCUGCAUCGCAUCGGACCUCGUGCUGCUGCAACUGAAGGUGGCGCUCGUGCACUGCAUGCGGCUCGUUGAGUUCGACGUGGCCCGCCAAGACCCUCUGCCUCCCAAUCAACAUCUUGAAGUGAAGCUGGGAGUGGGAGUGACAACCGAAGGCAUUUUGCGACCUGCGACCUCAGUAAAAGUACGACUGAUUUUGAGGGGGCCUGGCUUGCCCCCGCCUCCACCUACACAACAGAUACCAAUGUCCGUUCUACCUCCCUUUGGCGCUGCGACUCUUCAACCUUCUCCUGCUCCACCUCAGCCUAGUCCUGUAUCCGUGGCACCAAAGGUCAUCCAGACACCUCAAGAGACGCCACCCUCUUUCAAGCCCCCUAUCUCUGCGCAGCUGAUUGAAACCGAUCAGGGUGUACAGCCGGUAAAAACUCGGUAUCUAACGUCGACCCUCCCAGCGUCGCUUGACCCCGACACACGCCGUGAGCGGAAGUGGAAGGAGGAUAAGCAGCUGACCUCUCGCUGGCGUAAGGACGCUAUAGUCUCCGAGGUUGACACCAAGGAGGUAGGAAAGCAAAUGCUGCCCUCCCUCGCAUCACGCGCUUUGAUGGUUAAGCAGGCUACCCUGGCCACACUCCUCCUUUAAUUCCCACUCGCAUGCCACGUGCAAAGGACACAACACCACAGCAGCCCCAUUCAAAACUGCCAAUGAGCUACUUGCCAUGUUCUGUCGAUUCCAACUUACUGGUGGCGCCGUAUGAGGGAGGUGAGGAGGAACACCCCCUUUUUAGAGAAUUCCGGGACGUGCAAGAUAUGGCGCAACACCUGCUAGAAGAACUGGACAGCGUGCGACCAGGCGAGACCAGGCCUGAACCUGGGCUGCUCCUGCCAAGAGAAACUGAGAGGGCAAGAUCAAGUAGCGACCAUUUAUUCCUUGACAUUGACAUCUCUCGCCAAACACUUGAAGUCGAGAGUGAGUCCUCACUCCACCAGUCACUUUCGCUCUACUUCAGCGCCAUUGACUUGUCCGACGAAAGUCCCGCUGCCCUUGCAGAGGCCGAGAUCACGAGGACCUUCGACUCUCAGGCAUCAGAGUACCAGACGUUAGAGUCUCUCCUGUUGGAGAAUUUGAACGCCCUGUACAAUCGCCUCAAGUGCCUAGGUUCCCAUUUAGUGAUCACUUUACAUAUCAGCGUUGAACCUGAGGAAGGCCAGGACGGGUUUGAGAGUCGCAGCCUUGCGUACCCACUCCAAGGGCCACAGACCGCCGGCGUCGACACUCGUUUGCCGUUCACAAGUCGGGCAGCCAGUCAGAUACCCUGGCAAGCGACCACAAAGACAAAGAAAGUACAAGCGACUCCGAAUGAAGAGCAAGCGAAAAAUAAGGAAAUAAUAAUGCAGGUGGGUGUGCCUCGGUCCGGGCAAGAUGUCUCGCAACCCUUUCAAUCAGCGUUAAGUAUCGGCGGCACGCCACCCUCUGGGAAGUCAAUGGCAGAUGGCACACAUCCCUCUCUGAGAAUGCCAGGGGCAGACGACUCGCAACCCGUUGGGAAGUCAAUGGCAGAUGGCACACAUCCCUCUCUGAGAAUGCCAGGGGCAGACGAGUCCCAACUCUCUGGGAAGUCAAUGGCAGAUGCCACACAUCCCUCUCUGAGAAUGCCAGGGGCAAACGACUCGCAACUCUCUGGGAAGUCAAUGGCAGAUGCCACACAUCCCUCUCUGAGAAUGCCAGGGGCAGACGACUCGCAACCCGUUGGGAAGUCAAUGGCAGAUGGCACACAUCCCUAUCUGAGAAUGCCAGGGGCAGACGACUCGCAACUCUCUGGGAAGUCAAUGGCAGAUGCCACACAUCCCUCUGGGAGAAUGCCAGGGGCAGAUGACUCGAAACCCUCUGAGGGCAUGUCAAUGGCGACUGCCACGCAAUCCUCCCAUAAGUGGCACGUAGACAAGCCGCGCGCUACUGACAGGGCAUUACUCGUCCAACUUCUCAAAGAAUCCCAGAUUAGAGGAGGGUCUUCUGCAGAGGAUCUCGCAGCCCCAUGGGACAAAGGCACUUCGGGUUAUUUCAAAAGACCCUGGGGUAGGGCUUCUGGAAAGCAGGAUCACUGGCCUCCUUUGAGAAAACCGGAAAUUCCAGAGAGAUUUCGUUCUAAUAUACGGUUUCCUGACACACAAGUCCAGACAGACAGAGGGGCUUCCACCUCAUCUAGCCCCAGCUUGACAACAAAAGCUGGAAAGAGGACGAUCCAAUUCUAUUGUUGAAUCUUUAUAUAGUUUCGUACAACAAUCAUCUAUAUUAGCACCGAGCUUGGCAACACAAAGCCAGAGAACGAUCGGAAUCUGUGGCUCAAUCUGUAUACGAUGCAGUAAGAAAAUCAUCGAUAUUAGCACCCAAUUGGCAAAAAAGCCAGAGAACGAUCAGAAUCUGUGGCUCAAUCUGUAUACGGUGCAGUAAGAAGAUCAUCGAAAUUAGCACCAACGUUACAACAGAUGGCCACAACAUUACCUAAAAAGAUAGGCCUUUCACGUCGCGCAGACCAAUUUAAGGCAAAGGAAAGCAGUCAAGAUAAGUUCGAAGAUCAUGAAGAACUUACAGAAGAAGAAAGCCCUCCAGAUGAUGAAGACACUAUAUCAAACGAAAGCACUCCAGAUGAUCUUGCAGAAACCAAAGAGAAAGAAAUCUCUUCAGACGAUCUAGAUGAAACUAUAAAGGAAGAAAACAUUCAAGUUGAUAAUGAGGAUGCCAAAGAAAAAGAAAUCCCUUCAGAUGACUUUGAUGAAACUAUAAAGGAAGACAGCCCUAUGGCUGAUAUUAAGGGCCCUGAAGAUGAUGCCAAAAAGAAAAAAAGGCAUAAAGAUGAUGCUAAAAAGGAAAAAAGCCCUAAAGAUGAUGCUAAAAAGGAAAAAAAAAGACUCAAAGAUAUCGCCAAAGAGGGAAAAGGCCCUAAAGAUGGCGCAAAAAGGAAAACAUUCUAGCUGAUAAUGAGGAGGCCAAAGAAAAAGAUAUCCCUUCAGAAGACUUUGGGGAAACUAUAAACGAAGACAGCCCUUUAGCUGAUAUUAAGGGCCCUGAAGAUGACGCUAAAAA